Aureobasidium pullulans EXF-150 is the source of this 825-nucleotide messenger RNA. RefSeq lists its product as uncharacterized. Lineage: Eukaryota; Fungi; Ascomycota; Dothideomycetes; Dothideales; Saccotheciaceae. The record is from RefSeq and is a predicted model, not a curated record. Bases 1 to 825 code for a protein of 274 amino acids. The transcript has 5 exons.
AUGCCUGACCAAACCAUCAAGGAGCAUUUCGAUACCAUCGCCACUGCUCUGGAUGCCGCCACAACCAGGGCCGCCGGCUACAGCAAGACAAUUCAGACAUGUAUGAACCAAAACAAGCGGCUCAAGUCAGCUUACAAGAGAACCCGCACCGAGAAGGCGCAGCUCGAAGCAGAGAACCAAACGCUUCGCGCCCAGAACGACAGACUCACGGAGAUCAUCGUCAAGAAUGCCAACAUUCUCAAGAAGGUGCAGGAAGAGAUGAAUGACCUGAAUGUUCGGCUUGCCGGCCCCAUUUUUCGUCUGAGUAUCCGAGACAAACUCAGAGACAAGCUCAGCGAGCUCGACGAGCAGUAUAGGACAAGCCAGUCUGUAAAGCACUUCGAGAGCAUGUAUGGUCCUAGACGUAUCUCUGUUCUUUACCAGGGGAUUGCACGUGAGCUGGAAGGAACCACCACCCAAAUCGCACUCCACAUGCUCAAAGCAUGCAACCAGCGUCCGAAAAGCACCUGUCAUAGAUCCAACUCACAGAUCCAAGAGCGAGAACCCAAGACGCAGCCACCGUCAAAUAAGGACAGCCACGAAAGUCUAACUGCACACAUCGCCAACUUCGAGAAAGAAAACGUAGCUCUCAAGAUCGCAAAUCAGAAGCUCAUAAUCCGCACCGACGAGCUCAAGGAGUGUAUUCGCGCCAAAGAUACGCAAAUCAAAGACUUGCAAGACAGACUCUCUUCGCAGUCGGUGGUUGGUGGACAAGGCGUGAAGACGGUUACACAGAUGGAAGGGGCUGAGAAGAUCUUCCUUACGCUCAAGGCUAAGCACGUUUGA